UUCGUCUUUAGUUAAAACUCAUACGAGAAAGAAAAAUACAUUCGUGAAGGCGUACUCCGUCGAUUUAUCACAGUAGAAAAUCGAACUAAAGAUUAUUUCAGAAAAAUUUGCUUGCAAUGUUUUUAUUAAUUACUGAUUGUACACUAAGUUCACUCUGUGAUUAGAUAAAAUCUUAUCACAUAUUUGCUUGACCAUUCAUUACAAUUUUACAUAGAAAAUAAAAUAUAACUAUUUGCGAAUUGUGUGUGUGCAUUGCACAUUAAUAGUUUUUUUUGUUCAUGCUAAUGAAAGAAAUAUUGCGAGAGUAAUACGUAGCAGCAGCAGCAAAGAGAAAAAAAAACAAAGUUAACUACAAACAAUUAAAUAUCGAUUAGGCGCAGAAAUGUACAUGGAAAAGAAUGUGACCGAAGAAGGGAUUCCAAUUAGAACGAUUUAUAUACCAAACAUCUCGAUCAAUAUAACAAACCAGAUAUUAUGCGACUACUUUCGCCAGUUUGGAGCCAUUGAGCGCGUGCAAAUCGUGCCAGAACGCUUAAAAUUUUUCGACAUACUUCCGGCCGUCGGAACAGCGGGAACGGGUUUUGUGGAUCAACCACCAAGUCAACGCAAAUACUAUGCAUACGUGACAUUUGUCAACACACAUGGUGCAUCUGAAGCGUUGAGACAGCAUGGGCAUGUGGUGCAAGAACGUGAAAUUGAAGUGGAGCAAGCGUUUAGCUGGAACCAACCGGCAAGUGACUUGGACAAAUAUUUGUCAGAAAAUCAACAGCCCACAUCGACACGCAAAGAAACCCUAUAUCGGCGCAUUGACGAAGGCCUCAACGAUGAUUGUAUACACAAAAUAAUGACCUAUUUGGAUAUUUUCGAAUUGGCCGCAAUGGCAAAGUUCAGUCCACGUUUCCAAGCAAUUGCCGAACAAAUUCGUACGUUGACCAUAACACGUCAAACACAAGAAAAAACUGUCACAUUGAUGGAACUGCGCAGUAUACUGCGAUUGCUUGGUUUCGGUCAUUCGGUUACAAAUUUAACGGUAUCGAUAAAAUCGUUCAAUUCGUCUUCACAGCGCUACAUUUGCGAUCGAUUGUUUCAAUACAUUGGGCCACAGUUGAGAUCACUCACGCUAACAUCAUUUGGUGUGACCACCGAACAAUUUGAACUCAUGAAACCAUUACUAUUUCAUUUAAAUUAUCUUGAUAUCGAUUUUAACUACAGUUUUGAUUAUAAAAAAUUCAACUGUGCAUGGCCAAAUUUAAAGACACUUCGCAUGCGCACGUCUGGUUUCAUCGAGUCAUUUGUGAGUCAAGACGAUUCGGUGCCCGAAUUUCCCGUUUUGACAAAAUUGAUGAUUGCAAGUGGUUAUCGUUUGCAUGAGAAUCUCUUCAAACGUUUGCAUCGAGCCUGUGCCAAAAUUACGGAGCUCGCCGUUAUUAACAUCGAUGAUUAUUACAGUGAAUUGGCACCGCUCGUUCUACGCACCACUGAUUUGGUCAAUCUGUGUGAAUUCACCGAAUUAACAAGACUGCAUUUAUCGUUUAGUCGAUCCUAUUUCAACGAGACAAUUAUCGAUGUGAUUAGCCGACUCACCAAAUUGGAACAUCUUACAUUGGAAAUUACAAAUGUACGACAGUCAGACGAUCGCAUUUUUGCCGAAUUAAAUCGCAGUUUACGAAAGAUUGGAACAUGCUUGCCAGAUAUAAAGGAAGUUCGAUUUUCGGGCAUUCCAUUGGAGGAGGAUAAAUUGGUUGAAAUGUUGAAAUAUGCACCGAAAUUGGAAUCGCUUUGCAUUUACGAGUGUAGUUUUGAGCUGAGCGCUCGAUUCAUUCGUAAUAUUGUGACAAGCCGCAAGGAACACUUUAACACCGCAAUGGGUCAGCGUACACCGAUUCCGCUGAAAAUCAUUGUUAAUGAAUUUUCCGAUGCAAUUGUUAUGAAUAUACUUCAAGAACCAGAAACGAUGCAAUAUUUGAAGGUUCAACGCAACAACAAUAAAAACAUCAUCAACAAAGGUUAUAUCGUGCAAACCGAAGGUACACCCCGACCAAUCGCUCGAAAUGCAAACUUUCGUCGCAUUCGAUUUGGUAACGAUCCACGUGAACGUGACCCAUUCCGGCUUCGAAACCGAUUAUUCCUAUUUCGACCAUAGAACGUCUCAUAAAAAAUCCGAAGUCAAGACCACAGAUUAUAUAGGUUCUUGAAUCAAAACCCAUUCAGAUUGGCCCAAUUUUACGAUUUUGAUCCAACCAAAAUCCAACCACACAUUAAACUAUCUAACCGAACGAUCUCCGUUGCAAUUCGUUUAAGAAAUUCUGUUUUGUAUAAGCAUAAGUAAUUUAAAACAAACAAAAAAAAGUAUAUUGAUCCAGACAAACAAACAAAAAUGGAAAAAAAUGUCGUUAACAAAAGCAAUUUUAAAUUGGAGAUAAAAAAAAUUAAAAGUUAUUUUUCUCUGUUAUUUCAAUUGGUGGAGAAAUUGAAGAAUUUUUUUUAUAUUAUCUACAAACUCUAAGCUAAAUAUAAAACGCGAACAGAGGGAUAUUGAAUAAAUAAAUGUUAUUUGAAUGAAAUUUAAAACAAAAA
Sitodiplosis mosellana (orange wheat blossom midge) is the source of this 2577-nucleotide messenger RNA. RefSeq lists its product as uncharacterized. The transcript has 5 exons. The record is from RefSeq and is a predicted model, not a curated record. NCBI's taxonomy places the organism in Eukaryota, Metazoa, Arthropoda, Insecta, Diptera, Cecidomyiidae. The coding region runs from base 383 to 2143 and encodes 586 amino acids. Gene Ontology annotation, molecular function: RNA binding.